This is a messenger RNA of Exophiala dermatitidis NIH/UT8656, 363 nucleotides long. RefSeq names its product prefoldin subunit 1. Bases 1 to 363 code for a protein of 120 amino acids. Gene Ontology annotation, cellular component: prefoldin complex; cytoplasm. The record is from RefSeq and is a predicted model, not a curated record. The transcript has 3 exons. Gene Ontology annotation, biological process: protein folding. NCBI's taxonomy places the organism in Eukaryota, Fungi, Ascomycota, Eurotiomycetes, Chaetothyriales, Herpotrichiellaceae. Gene Ontology annotation, molecular function: protein folding chaperone.
AUGUCGCUUCCCAACGCAGCCCUUCAGAAGUUGCUCCAAGAAGUCGAAGCGCAGGCUUUGCUCUCGCAGCAGAAAAUCACCCAAACCCAGGCAGAACUCGGCGCCAAACGACGCGAUGCUCGCUUGAACCAGCUUACGUCCAAUGAGCUCAAGUCUCUGUCCAAUGACACUAAGGUCUAUGAGGGUGUUGGCAAGAUGUUCGUAGCGGUGCCUAUCUCGACAAUGAGCGAGCGGCUGGCUUCCGAAGCCAACGCCUUGAACAAAGACAUUUCAGAGCUGGAAAAGAGACUGCACUACCAGGAGACGACCUACAAAAAUAGCCGGCAACACAUCGAGAAGAUCCUACAGUCCGGAUCUGCCUGA